Asterias rubens (European starfish) is the source of this 1675-nucleotide messenger RNA. RefSeq names its product casein kinase I-like. The record is from RefSeq and is a predicted model, not a curated record. Gene Ontology annotation, cellular component: cytoplasm; nucleus. Bases 188 to 1204 code for a protein of 338 amino acids. Lineage: Eukaryota; Metazoa; Echinodermata; Asteroidea; Forcipulatida; Asteriidae. Gene Ontology annotation, biological process: negative regulation of canonical Wnt signaling pathway; peptidyl-serine phosphorylation; signal transduction. The transcript has 7 exons. Gene Ontology annotation, molecular function: ATP binding; protein serine/threonine kinase activity.
CAAAAUACACUGUUGUGCCGAACACCAUCAAGAACCAAAAUGGCUGUGAAGUUGUGCAUCACAGCACCGUUACAAUUUAGUUAAAUGUUACGACCUGAACGUGAUCAUGUGAACGCGAGACACUUUCUUGACGGCUAGAUAAUGUUUGUAAGAUACAGAGAAGAAGUUUGGAUGUCUUUCAAGAGUCAUGUCUAGUGGGAGAUACAGGAGGAGCAGCCAAAAAGGAGAGUAUACUGUUGCUGCUGGGACGUACAACCUGGUUAAGAAGAUUGGCAGUGGCUCUUUCGGUGAUAUUUACCUCGGGGUUGAUUUGACAACUGGGGAGGAAGUUGCUGUAAAACUUGAACCUCAAAACGCAAGGCAUCCCCAGUUGCUGUACGAGAGCAAACUUUACAAGAUCCUACAAGGAGGUGUCGGAAUACCAAGAAUAAGAUGGUUUGGUCAAGAAAAGGAGUACAGUGUUCUGGUGAUGGAACUUCUAGGUCCAAGCUUGGAAGAUCUCUUCAUGUUUUGUGGGCGGAGGUUUACCAUGAAAACGGUCUUGAUGCUUGCCGAUCAGGCAAUAAGUCGAUUAGAGUAUGUGCACAACAGGAACUUUAUUCAUCGGGACAUUAAGCCUGACAACUUCUUAAUGGGCAUAGGGAAACGUUGCAAUCAGGUAUUUUUAAUAGAUUUUGGGCUUGCUAAGAAAUAUCGUGACAGUAAAUCACGUCAGCACAUCCCAUACAGAGAGCAUAAGAACCUUACUGGAACAGCUCGAUACGCCAGUAUCAAUGCUCAUCUGGGAAUCGAACAGAGCCGGAGAGACGACUUGGAGUCUUUGGGAUAUGUCUUGAUGUACUUCAAUCGAACCCAACUUCCUUGGCAAGGUCUUCACGCCGUCAACAAGAAACAGAAAUAUGAGAAGAUUAGUGAGACAAAACUAAGCACUACCCCAGAGGUCUUGUGCAAGGGCUAUCCAGAAGAGUUCACCCUGUACUUGCGCUACUGCAGAGAUCUAGGCUUUGACGAGGCUCCAAACUACAUGCACCUACGCCAGCUGUUCCGUAUUUUGUUUCGGACACUCAACCACCAGUAUGACUACACUUUCGACUGGACAAUACUGAAACAGAGGAAUGCUCUAAACCCUCAUCAUGGCAUUGAGACGUUACACAUGCCGAUAAGCUCAAGACAUGUUGAGGCUCAGAACAAUCCCAAAUACUGAGAUUUUCUCAAGGAGUACCAUGUACAGGUUUCAUCAUGUUGGUCUGUCAUCACUCCUGCGAAAUAAGAUCGAUUAUAAACUGAUGGUAUUUUGAUAAACUUAUUAUCUACCAAAGAGAAGCAUUCGUUGCUGUUUUUUGAAGUCUGACCAAAUGCAUGAACCAUUCUCAGUCCUGAUAGGAGUCCAUCUUUUAAAUCAUAUCAAGUGUUUAUCUGCUGGCUCGACUGAUGUGCGAUCGAUGGGCAUGUCAGGGGAAGUUUGCCGAGUCUUGGUCCAGAUUGUAACGUACAGAGAGUACCUAUUAACUUCAAGGCACUAGACACUAUUGGUAAUGUUAUUCAAAAAAGUGUUAGCUUAAAAAGUUACUUGUAAAAGAGCAAUAGCAAGAUUGGUAUAAAAAGAGGUAAUUUCUCACUUAAUUUGUAAAAUAUUUUAGGCCUUUUUUGGCAUCCGAAAGCACAUAAAUUUGUU